Coregonus sp. 'balchen' is the source of this 8769-nucleotide messenger RNA. NCBI's taxonomy places the organism in Eukaryota, Metazoa, Chordata, Actinopteri, Salmoniformes, Salmonidae. The record is from the annotation of a GenBank genome assembly.
AUGGACCGACUUGGAAGUAAGUUAUUGGAGAAGUUAAAAUUGACUGACUCAGGGAGUGUGAAAUUCGCCAGUUCUAAAAAGAAAAACGAGUUGUUCAACAACACCAACAAUAACAGCAAUGGGAACACCAGUAGUGGACUACCACCAACCCUGAACACUGCAACCUCCUCACCAUCAACAAAAGGCCAGUUCUCUCUCACCUCUCCAACCUCAACGGAGGCAUGCGGACCAGCCAGUGGCAGAGGUGGGAAUGGACUGGGAGAGAGAGUCUCCACUACCCAGCACCUCACCCCCUCUACAAACUCCAUUGCCCCCCAACCUGCUGACUGCGAACAUCAACCCUACUCCCUCUCGACUCUUGCCACCCUCCGGCGGCGGUCGCCCCAGCAGCGUGCCUCCUGCUACCUGGGGGAGGGCGUUGACAUCCAGAUGAGGCGUGAGUCAGGCCUGGGGGACUGUGACCCUGCUGGGUCCAAGGUCUCUCUGAACCAGCGCCGCUACUCUCUGGAGCUCCAGCAGCUGGUCCGACGCCAGCAGCUCCUCUCCCAGCCUCCUCUGUCCCACUCCUCUGGCCCCCCUCCGGCGUACCCCACCUCCUCCACCUCCUCGGGCUACGGCUCCGCUCCCCGUGGCGGCACAAUGGCCGAGCUGCACUACCUCCCCGAGCCGGAGCGCCACAAACGCCUCUCCCUCCAGGAGGCGCUGUUCUACAAGCGGCUGAGUACCGGAGGGGAACUCUGGGAGAGCACCAGGCCGGCCUCGCUCUCUCACCCCCCACACCGGCCCUCUGAGAUGGGUGGAGGUUUCUUCUUCCCCCCAGGCCCGGCACUGAGCCCCUGCUCGUCCUUCAGUCUCCAGGAGUCGGUGCUGGUCAGUCCCAGGUCCAGCUUUGCCUCCAGUACGGCCAGCGGUGGAGGAGGGGGAAGCCCCAUCAGCAGCCACUGUAGCAGCAACCGCACCAGCGGAAUCAGCCUGGGCUACGACACCCGCUACUCCGCCUCCUCCGCCAUGGCACCGCAGCUGCAGUUCUCCUCCCUGCACACAGGGGGCUCCACCAGCGGACAGGGAUACACAGUCUCAGGCAGGGCCGGGGCACCCUCUGGGUCUGGAGGCUGGAAGGACUACCUGGACGGGGUGUCCUCACCUGGAGGAACAGGGGUUCAGGACAGCCGGCAUUCGUACCCGCCUGCGGUGGGUAGCCCAGCAGCGGCCUGUUACCGGGCUGGGCCCGAGUGGUGGGAUGAGAGGGGAGCAGGAGCAGCCCGAGCGGAGGAGACUGGAGUGGGCGCUGGCGGGGAACGGGCGCGCUACUCGGACCUCCCGGGGACCCGCUACCAAGAGGAACUGACGCGGCUGUUGCUAAGAGAUGCAGCACUGGAGGGGGAGGGGCUACACCUGGGCGGGCUGAUGCUCAAAGAACAUGCCAAUCCUCCAAUCAAGGCCCUCAGCAAGCCGGCGAUGCUCAUCAGCACAGCUACGGCUGCCGGACCAAUCAAAGCCCAGGAGGAGCCAGGAACGGGGAGGGAGGUGUCGUCUGAGAAUCGCCAGGAGUUCUUUGGUGAGAUCAUCAAACACUUCAUCAUCUUCAUCACUUUGUUUUGUUACUGUUGCACGCAUGUCCAAUGUUUAGAUAGAUGAAUGGAUAGACGGAUUUGAUAGAUGAAAGAGAGAAAGAUGAAUGAAUGGUGCCUCGACACCUGCAGGGACUUGCAUGACCUACCUACCGACAUACCUACCACACAAGCAAAGGAAAAGAAAAACAUUUGGCCGUCAGUGGGCUAGCUAAGGCCUAUCCAGACAAGUAGAGCUGCUAGGUUAGCCACAUCAGACAGAAAGGAGAAGAGGGAUGCAGAGAUAAAUUGAUGAGCAAUUAUCAUAGUUGACAUGCAAAAAUACACACAUCAAAGACUGCCUGUGCAACAGUCACUCAGCCAUAAUGUAACACAGUAAAUCACAUUAGGAGACUCUUGGUGUACAACGUUUUUUUUUAGGUAGAGUUAAGCACAGACAUUGUACCAUAGAGUAAGGGUUCUCAAAGUGGGGACCGCGGUUCUGCAGGGGGUCUGAGGCCAGAGAAAAAAAUAUAUACAUUUCAUAUUUUAUGAAUAUUACUAACAACAACAGAUUAAAUUAAAUUUGGUCAAGGGAUCCGUGGAAUAAGUUUAGUGUAAUACAAUAAUACAAUCUAAUAUUGUUAACCCUGGGCAAUACAUGAGCCUGGGAGGCUCACAGGGAUAUUGGUAUCCACAGUACUCUACAAAUUAUCCAUACUUCCAAUGCACUGUAAUUUACAUUUUGUAAUGCACAUUUUUCUCUCUGACAAAAAUGUGUACAAUUGCAGGAAAUUAGCUUUAAAACUGCAAAAUUCUCUCAGAUCCCAAAAGACGGGCCUUUAAAAUGCUCCUUCUCAGGGCCUGAGACUUGGUUCAUCCAGCCAAACACUCCCAAAGUCAUAGUAAAACUCCAUGUGUGCUAUUUUAAUCUCACUGGAGUUGUUCUGAUUAUGAGGGGUUCCCUGAUGAAUUUGCCAUCACAAAAGGGGUCCCCAAAAAGUUUGAGAACCCCUCCCAUAGAGGGCAGAGGAAGCAUAGCUAUACAUAAACACUGAACUGCAAAGCUUAGUUCUGCUGCAAUGUUCAGACAAAUUACAUGUUAGCGAUAAACACAGCACUGACCAUUAGUAUGAGUCAUAAAGAAGAUUACAGCUUUGGACUGGCAGUAUGUGUGGUGUGGCAGGGUGUGCGUGUUCGGAGUGACUCCAGGCCAUUUUAAUAUGCAGUGUGUGGGACACGAGUCAUGCGUGUGCUGGUGUGUUACCCUGGCUUGGCGUGUGCAGGGGAGGUGUGCUGUAGCCAGUUUUUCUGCUCCCGUAUGCGAGCCCUCGGGGGAUGUGAACUGUACCGCCUCCUCUUCUCACUGUGGCAGCUCAGCUAGGCUCAGAGCUGUUAACAGUACAAAGGCCCUAAUUGGAGCUCAGACCAAGAGGGUGAAAAGAGGGUGUUUUAAGAAGGGCCAGGAGUUGUUCCCUAGUCAGGUGAUCAGGAAAAACUCCAGGCCCUAAUUAUGUGUUAGUGCCAGGGGGUUUUGUAGAAAAAUUAACCUGACCAGGGAAAAACCUACCAGGCCUAAUUUUGAGCGUUGACUUUGUGUCUGGCUUGAAGUAUCUUGUUGGUUUCAAGUUUUAUUAGUCGUAAGUACGGGAUACACAUGGUAUACACCGUCCAACGAAAUGCUUACUAGCAGGUUCCUUCUCGACAAUUCAACAACAAUAAUAAUAAUAAAAUAUACAAAUAUGAACAAAGUAAAUGGCUCAGUAGAAUAGAAUCAACAUUUUAGCAUAAGUAUAGUAAUGUAAAGAGUGAUGUCUGACUAAGGCCAAGACAUUUUCUUGAUGAGGUGACUUCACCAGGAAAGAAUCUUGGCCCAUGUCUUGUUGAGUAAUGGUUGUUCAUUGUGUUAUGUUGAUUGUGUUGCAGGUACAUUUGUGACGUGUAGUAAUGGUUGUUUAUUGUGUUGCAGGUACAUGUGUGAAGUGUGGGAAAGGUGUUUAUGGAGCGGAUAAUGCUUGCCAGGCUCUGGACAGCCUCUAUCACACACGCUGCUUCACCUGUGUGUCCUGUGGUGAGUUGAACACACACCUCUAGUUAACUGGCUGAUUGAACAACAGCUGAAUGGUUAAAACUGAUAGUUCACCCAAAUUACCAAAUUACAUUUUGGUUUCCUUACCAUGUAAGCAGUCUAUGGACAAGGUAUGACAGCAAUUCAUGCUUUGGUUUAGUUUCCCGUGCACUGUUUCCACAUGCUAACGUUUUAGCUUUUGUGGCAAUAAUCCCAUUCAAGUCAUCCACAAGUAUCUCAUUGAUUGAGAAGCACAACAAAGUCACUUAAAGAUGAUUUGAACAUGAUGCGCGAAAAAUGCUAACAUCGGUCCCAUGACUUGAAUGGGAAUGGUGCCACAAAUGCUAAAAUGUUAGCAUGUGGAAACUAAACCAAUGCAUGGAUUGCUGUCAUACCUUAUCCAUAGACUGCUUACAGGGUAAGGAAACCAAUGUCAUUUUGUAAUUUGGGUGAACUUUCCCUUUAACUCAUAGCGGAUAUGAAGCAUUCCAAGCCAACUACAUCAUGAUAUAGUCAGUUUGAACAAUCAUGCCACUCCAUGAAUGUGUUCGCACUUAAUGACACACUGAUUUAUUUUUAUGUGAUUGAGUACCGUUUUAAAUAUCAGUAAUAUCACAGAGGACACAGUACAUAGUCAAAGCAAGGAAAACAUCUGGGUAAGCCUGGCCUCCCUCGGUUCCUGUGCUGUCAUUCAUGUGUCCCUCUCUGUCAGGUCGCACCCUGAGAAACAAGGAUUUCUACAACGUCAAUGGCUCUGUGUACUGUAAAGAGGAUUACAUGGUAAGAGGGCAAGGCCAAAGAUUCUCUCUCUCUUUCAGUUCCAUUCCUAGAUAUCAGUGCAUUACAUUUCUAAACAAUGGCCUCCUAGAUAUUACAGUAAAUUGCAUUAAAGUUUUAAAUAGUACUUUUCUAUGGUAUGAUAUCAAAUCAUGUCUCAAAUGUUCUCUCCAUACUUGUCUCAGUUCUCAGGGUUCCAGGCUGCAGCAGAGAAAUGCAGUGUGUGUGGCCACCUUAUCCUGGAACAGGUGUGUGUGUCAGCGACCCCUAAAAUUCAAGCCCAUAUACAGUGGGGGAAAAAAGUAUUUAGUCAGCCACCAAUUGUGCAAGUUCUCCCACUUAAAAAGAUGAGAGAGACCUGUAAUUUUCAUCAUAGGUACACGUCAACUUUGACAGACAAAAUGAGAAAAAAUUAUCCAGAAAAUCACAUUGUAGGAUUUUUUAUGAAUUUAUUUGCAAAUUAUGGUGGAAAAUAAGUAUUUGGUCAAUAACAAAAGUUUCUCAAUACUUUGUUAUAUACCCUUUGUUGGCAAUGACACAGGUCAAACGUUCUCUGUAAGUCUUCACAAGGUUUUCACACACUGUUGCUGGUAUUUUGUCCCAUUCCUCCAUGCAGAUCUCCUCUAGAGCAGUGAUGUUUUGGGGCUGUCGCUGGGCAACACGGACUUUCAACUCCCUCCAAAGAUUUUCUAUGGGGUUGAAAUCUGGAGACUGGCUAGGCCACUCCAGGACCUUGAAAUGCUUCUUACGAAGCCACUCCUUCGUUGCCCGGGCGGUGUGUUUGGGAUCAUUGUCAUGCUGAAAGACCCAGCCACGUUUCAUCUUCAAUGCCCUUGCUGAUGGAAGGAGGUUUUCACUCAAAAUCUCACGAUACAUGGCCCCAUUCAUUCUUUCCUUUACACGGAUUAGUCGUCCUGGUCCCUUUGCAGAAAAACAGCCCCAAAGCAUGAUGUUUCCACCCCCAUGCUUCACAAUAGGUAUGGUGUUCUUUGGAUGCAACUCAGCAUUCUUUGUCCUCCAAACACGACGAGUUGAGUUUUUACCAAAAAGUUAUAUUUUGGUUUCAUCUGACAUUCUCCUAAUCCUCUUCUGGAUCAUCCAAAUGCACUCUAGCAAACUUCAGACGGGCCUGGACAUGUACUGGCUUAAGCAGGGGGACACGUCUGGCACUGCAGGAUUUGAGUCCCUGGCGGCGUAGUGUGUUACUGAUGGUAGGCUUUGUUACUUUGGUCCCAGCUCUCUGCAGGUCAUUCACUAGGUCCCCCCGUGUGGUUCUGGGAUUUUUGCUCACCGUUCUUGUGAUCAUUUUGACCCCACGGGGUGAGAUCUUGCGUGGAGCCCCAGAUCGAGGGAGAUUAUCAGUGGUCUUGUAUGUCUUCCAUUUCCUAAUAAUUGCUCCCACAGUUGAUUUCUUCAAACCAAGCUGCUUACCUAUUGCAGAUUCAGUCUUCCCAGCCUGGUGCAGGUCUACAAUUUUGUUUCUGGUGUCCUUUGACAGCUCUUUGGUCUUGGCCAUAGUGGAGUUUGGAGUGUGACUGUUUGAGGUUGUGGACAGGUGUCUUUUAUACUGAUAACAAGUUCAAACAGGUGCCAUUAAUACAGGUAACUAGUGGAGGACAGAGGAGCCUCUUAAAGAAGAAGUUACAGGUCUGUGAGAGCCAGAAAUCUUGCUUGUUUGUAGGUGACCAAAUACUUAUUUUCCACCAUAAUUUGCAAAUAAAUUCAUUAAAAAUCCUACAAUGUGAUUUUCUGGAUUUUUUUUGUCAAUUUGUCUGUCAUAGUUGACGUGUACCUAUGAUGAAAAUUACAGGCCUCUCUCAUCUUUUUAAGUGGGAGAACUUGCACAAUUGGUGGCUGACUAAAUACUUUUUUUCCCCACUGUAUUUCUGACCAUGACCAUAAAAAAUGAAAAUGUUUCUGACCAUGACCACAUUUUCUAACCUUGUUUUCAAAAAUCCUUUCUUCACAUUUCGCCACCUGUUUUGUCCAUCAGAUCCUCCAGGCAAUGGGGAACUCGUACCACCCCGGUUGUUUCCGCUGUGUGGUGUGUUCCAAAGCCCUGGACGGAGUUCCCUUCACUGUCGACCACCUCAGCAACAUCUACUGUGUCUCGGACUACAACAGGUGAGGCCGGGUGUCUUCAGUAGGUCAAACUGAGGCGUUAAUAUACAGAUGGGGUCAACAGUAAUUACAUUCUCAAGCUGUUUAAGGUCAGAAUAUAAUACUCCGUUUAUCACAGUUUGUUAGGUUUGUACAUUAGUAGUACACUAUAUUACUAGGUCUACAUGUGGUUAUAAUCUGCAAUUGGACCUCUUGUUGUCCCGCAGAACGUUCGCUCCUAAAUGUGCUGCCUGCUUACAACCCAUCUUACCUGCUGAGGUGAGUGUCUCUUGUUGUUUCAUUCAAUGUGUUUUUUGUUGUUCAUCAUGCAGUUAGACAUAUAUGCAUGCCAACUACACUAUAUAUACAAAAUUAUGUGGACACCCCUUCAAAUUAGUGGAUUCGGCUAUUUCAGCCUCACCCGCUGCUGACAGGUGUAUAAAACCGAGCACACAGUCAUGCAAUCUCCAUAGACAAACAUUGGUAGUAGAAUGGCCUUACUGAAGAGCUCAGUGACUUUCAACAUGGCACCGUCAUAGGAUGCCACCUUUCCAACAAGUCAAAUUUCUGCCCUGCUAGAGCUUCCCAGUCAACUGUAAGUGCUGUUAUUGUGAAGUGGAAACGUCUAGGAGCAACAAUGGCUCAGCCGCAAAGUGGUAGGCGACACAAGCUCUCAGAACGAGACUGCCGAGUGAUGAAGCGCGUAAAAAUAAUCUGUCCUCGGUUGCAACACUUCCAAACUGCCUCUGGAAACAACGUCAGCACAAUAACUGUUCAUUGGGAGCUUCAUGAAAUGGGUUUCCAUGGCUGAGCAGCCGCACACAAGACUAAGAUCACCAUGCACAAUGCCAAGCGAUGGCUGGAGUGGUGUAAAGCUCGCCGCCAUUGGACUCUGGAGCAGUGGAAAUGCGUUUUCUGGAGUGAUGAAUCACCAUCUGGCAGUCCGUCGGACGAAUCUGGGUUUGGUGUAUGCCAGGACAACGCUACCUGCCCCAAUACAUAGUGCCAACUGUAAAGUUUGGUGGAGGAGGAAUAAUGGUCUGGGGCUGUUUUCCAUGGUUCAGGCUAGGCCCCUUAGUUCCAGUGAAGGGAAAUCUUAACGCUACAGCAUACAAUGACAUUCUAGACGAUUCUGUGCAUCCAACUUUGUGUCAACAGUUUGAGGAAGACCCUUUCCUGUUUCAGCAUGAUAAUGCCCCCAUGCACAAAGCGAGGUCCAUAAAGAAAUGGUUUGCUGAGAUCGGUGUGGAAGAACUUGACUGGCCUGCACAGAGCCCUGACCUCAACCCCAUCGAAAAUCUUUGGGAUGAAUUGGAGCACUGACUGAGUCAGGCCUAAUCGCCCAACAUCAGUGCCCGACCUCACUAACGCUUGUGGCUGAAUGGAAGCAAGUCCCCGCAGCAAUGUUCCAACAUCUAGUGGAAAGCCUUCUCAGAAGAGUGGAGGCUGUUAUAGCAGCAAACGGGGGACCAACUCCAUACUAAUGCCCAUGAUUUUGGAAUGAGAUGUUCAACGAGCACGUGUCAACAUACUUUUGGCCAUGUAGUGUAUGUGAUUGUGACGCACUAAUUUCACCACUGCUGUUGUGUGUUACAGGGCAGCGAGGAGAUACUCAGGGUGAUGUCUAUGAACAACGAUUAUCACUUUGAGUGCUAUCACUGUGAGGUUAGUAUGGCCUUCAUCUACGUAAUGUGGUCAGUCCUACCAGUGUUAAGUGAGAGUGAGCAGGCUUUUGUUCCAGCUCAGCAGUAACACACCCGAUUCAACUAAUCUAGGGCUUCAUAGUUUAAUCAGGUGUGAUAACUGUACUGGAAUAAAACCCUGAACAUCCUGUGAGUCGCCGGGACUAGGGUUGAAGAACACUGACCAUAGUAGUGUACUUUUACUGUAUGUACUUUAUGAAGAAUUAUACCUGAACUCAGAUCAGAAGUAAUUUUCUCUCUCUAUGUCUGUUUCAUUCCUCAGGAAUGUGGGAAGCAGCUCUCGGAUCAGCAGGGCUCCCAGUGCUUCCCUUUGGACUCUCAUCUCCUCUGCCACUCAUGUCACAUGACCUGGGUGUGUGCCUCAGAACAUUUCCCCUCACAACACAAUUGAGGAAGGAACUCUAUGCAUAAAACAUUCCCUUUCUUUCAACAUUCUCUUUUCUUUUUCACACUCAUACAAACUCUUUCUUUCUCCCUAUUGCACACCAAGAUAAUAUGGGUUUGCUCUGAUGUUCGAAUUUCCUUCUACUCAAGAGACAAGCUCACACAUGAAAAUACUGGUAUAAGAUGU